This is a messenger RNA of Physella acuta, 7814 nucleotides long. RefSeq names its product protein crumbs homolog 1. The record is from RefSeq and is a predicted model, not a curated record. Gene Ontology annotation, biological process: axon guidance; Notch signaling pathway. Gene Ontology annotation, molecular function: calcium ion binding; Notch binding. NCBI's taxonomy places the organism in Eukaryota, Metazoa, Mollusca, Gastropoda, Physidae. Gene Ontology annotation, cellular component: plasma membrane; signaling receptor complex; cell surface.
CCUUCACCAGGUGAUAGCUCCACCUCUAGUAGGUGAUAGCUCCACCUUCACCAGGUGUUAGCUCCUCCUCUAGCAGGUGUUAGCUCCACCUCUACCAGGUGUUAGCUCCUCCUCUAGCAGUGCUGGAUCCAUCAAUUAUGACAAUUACGCAUCUGGCUGUUGCAGAUGAUUAAUACCAAGUGAAAUUGUUCUCAAACCUACUUUUUCCAGUUUAAACAACCGGACUGGUUCAACCUCAAUAGAUCUUGACGAAUCUUGGUACUUUUCUCUGUUUGACGAAUGUUGGUACUUUUCUCUUCCUUGACUUAAAUGAAAAACAACAAUGACGAUGAGAGAUGAUGGCCAUCUUUCGUUGGCUAAUGACCGUCUGGAUAAUAGAAAACUGCGUCAUGUUUGCAGCAGGUGAAGCACCCAGCUCUAGUCUAGACUGUGGCACCAGUCCCUGUGUUGAAGACAUCAAUGAGUGCAGCCUCAACUCAUCUCUUUGUCUCAAUGGAGCUUCCUGUGUCAACACAGUUGGCUCAUAUCUGUGCCAGUGUGCUCCUGGCUACACAGGGGAACUCUGUGCCUCUGAGAUUGAUGAGUGUGCCAGCAGCCCCUGCUACUUUGGGGGAACAUGCAUCGACCUGAUCAACAACUUCCGUUGUCAAUGUCUGCCAGAGUUUGAAGGUCCACAGUGCCAGGGGGUCAUUCGUCAGUGUCAGAUUCAGAGUCCUUGUGGGGAUGAUGGCAUUUGUGUUGAUAAACCAUUAGGUGGUUAUAAGUGUUUUUGUAAACCUGGAUACUAUGGUGAUCAUUGUGAAUUUGAGGUGAAUUUAUGUGUCACAAUGCCAUGCCUGAAUGGAGCAACUUGUGUGAAUUAUGCAAUCAACUACUCUUGUAUAUGUGCACCAGGUUACACUGGUGCCCACUGUGAAACAGACAUCAAUGAGUGCUCUAGCAAUCCCUGCCUGAACAAUGGGAGCUGCACUGAAGGCCAGCCAAACACCUUCAGCUGUCAGUGUGUGGCUGGAUUUGUUGGCCCUCUCUGUCAGACCAACUACAACGAAUGUCAGAGUAAUCCAUGUCAAGGCCAGCAAGUCUGUGUAGAUCUUCUAAACGAUUACAGAUGUGAAUGUCCACCAGGCACCACUGGGAAGAUUUGUGAGACAGACGUCUUUGACUGUAGAGUAGCUCCUUCUUGUCUCAAUAAUGGCUCAUGUCUAUUUAUAGAAGGAGCUUAUAUCUGCCAAUGUCUACCUCCAUUUACUGGCCAGAACUGUGGCACCAGCCUUGACCCUUGCACACCUAGUCCUUGCCUGUUUGGUGGCACCUGCUACAGGGUUAAUGCAAGCAGUUACGGCUGUGCCUGUGUGCAGGGUUAUGUAGGAGCACGCUGUGAAGCAGACGUCUAUGACUGUCUAGUUAACCCAUGCCAGAAUGGUGGGACAUGCGUGGACCUUUCUUAUCUUGGUCAAGUGGCAUCUGUCAACAGAUCCUCGGUCAACACAGAAGAAGCUUUGAGAAACUUGAAGUGUGCCUGCCCAGCCAAAUUUACAGGGACACUCUGUGAGCAGGAGCUGACAGCCUGUAUGUCCAGUCCCUGUCAUAAUGGAGGAACCUGUUCAUCUCAGGGCAUUCUGGAUUAUAGCUGUGUAUGUUUACCUGGAUGGACUGGCCCCAACUGUGGUCAAGACAUCAACGAAUGCUUAGCUGUUCCAUCUAUUUGUGUCAAUAAUGGACAAUGUAUUAACAGAUCACCAGGAUAUUUUUGCGUGUGUCCAGUUUACUGGACUGGGGCAAGAUGUGAAACAGACAUUGUAGAGUGUAACACAUAUUCUUGUGUGAAUGGGGGAACUUGUCUUGAAGGAAUUGGUCGACCAUCUUCAUGCAUUUGCACUGCUGGUUUUACUGGCAGCAAUUGCUCUACAAAACUCUCUAGUUGUGACCCAAAUCCAUGCCAAAAUAAUGCCACCUGUAUUGAUGAGACGGAUGGGAUAAACUUUACCUGCAACUGUUUACCUGGAUACACAGGUUUGUCGUGUGAGACCAAUGUGGAUGAGUGCACCACCCUAAAGCCCUGCCAUAACAAUGCCACAUGCAUAGAUGGCAUCAACAGGUACAGUUGUCAGUGUCAGGUGGGAUGGACAGGUGAGACAUGUCAAGAAAAUAUUGAUGACUGUCUCUCUAACCCUUGCCAGAACGGAGCUACAUGUCUGGAUUUCAUUGGCUACUUCAAAUGUCAGUGUCCUGUGGGCUACACAAAUCCAACAUGCGAUUAUAAUAUUGAUGAGUGCAUCUUCCAGCCUUGCAGAAACAAUGGUACAUGUUUGGAUGUGACCGAUGGAUUUGUCUGUCAGUGUUUACCUGGCUACACAGGUGUUGCUUGUGAGUCAGAUAUUAAUGAAUGUCUAUCUGCACCGUGUGCUAAUGGAUCAACAUGUGUAGAUAAAAUUAAUAAUUUCACAUGCGUCUGUUUACCUGGACUAACAGGACCUGUGUGUACUGAGGAUAUCCAAGAGUGCUCCCCCUCCCCCUGCCUGAAUGCUGGCACUUGUUUAGAGCCCCAGCUGGCCAUGUAUUCCUGCUCAUGUCCUGCUGGGGUGGCAGGCACCAACUGUGAAAUUAUAAAAACUGCAACCUUUGAUGGGAAUGACUUCCUCACAUUUACCUCAUUGACUGAUAAGUUUAUUGAAAACAUCAACCAAGAGCUCAGCUCAACCGGUGCAGUUAUAACAAUCCAGUUUACAUUUACAACAACAGUCUUAGAUGGAGUUAUCCUAGUACUUACAGGGAAUUCCAAAGCAUAUCUACCUCAGCACCUACUAUUAGAACUGCUCAGCUCCAGACUUUAUAUCUCUGCCAGCAAUGGGGAGCAGGUACAGAGAAAUUCUAUCCUUUUACCUGACCAGCCAUCAACCAUACAAAGUCAUACAGUGCUGAUCAGAAUGGCGGAUCAGUACUGUAAAUUAACACUGGAUUCAAACAUGUGUUCCACAACCAGCAGCUGUGACAGACAGAUGGACUUUGUUAACUCAACUGCUUGGAACUUUGAUGGGGUCUUUUAUUUUGGUGGGGUGAAAACCAUCACCCCAUACAUCAGAAAUAUUCUUCUCCAGAACAGCUAUUUCAUUGGAUGUUUAGGGAAUUUGAUAAUCAAUAGCAGAGCUGUAAACUUGGCUGAUGGCAUACAGUACAGUGGCAUCACACCAGAACUUGUUACAACUCCUCUGAUUGGCUGCGCUGAUCAUGUGCCAUGUUUAAACAGCACAUGUAAAAAUGGGGGCAAGUGUCUAGACAUGUGGACACACCAGUCAUGUAACUGUGUCCCUGGCUUCACAGGGCCAACAUGUGCCCUGCAGAACAUGGCCAAUUUUCACAAGGAAAACAUGUUGUACUUUGAUGAGAGGGGAGUUAUCUCCCAGCUUUCACUUGAGUUUAAUGCAGCUAAUGGAAGUGGGCUGCUGUUAUACACGCUGACAUCAGACAUGUUCAGCCUAAGUCUGGACAACGGUCAGAUUCACUUGCAGCUGGUGCCACAGACUACAGGGCGUGACCGUGUCCUAAAACUUGGCAGCAACCUUCAGGGCUGGGUCACGGUCAGUUUACAGUUUGUUGGUCAACUCUACACACUGCAUGCAUUUACUCCAUCUGGACCACUAGGACCUGCAACAGGCACUGCUAGCAGUCAGAUUGUUGCCACUGGACCAAUUUAUCUUGGUGCACUUCAUGUAGCUUUUGACCAGUGGAGAAAUAGAAAUCCUCGGCUGCCUUCAGAGUUAAGCAUCAGUGGGUGUAUACGAAAUGUGACAAUUAAUAAUAAUUUACUGGAUUUGUCAAGAAAUGUUGCAACUCCCCUGGGCAAUGAUCCAGCCCCAGCUAGAGCAGGAUGCGAGGUAGAAGAGGCUUGCUUGUCUAAAACCUGCCUCAAUCAAGGUGUCUGUUGCCUCAGCUGGACUAGUCCAACUUGUCAGUGUGCUGUAGGCUACACGGGGGAGAACUGCUCACAGGCUCUGUCAGCAAGUUUUAAUGGAGUCAGCAGUUAUUCCUUCGUCCUGUUAGAUAGAUCACUUUUCUCCUUUGGGGACUCUGGGGUGCUGGAGUUCCGUACUAGACAAGCCACAUCAACUCUUUUGUUGCUGCAGUUUUUAAACUCAACUGGUGCUGUAGGGAACUUUAUUGAGAUAAGAAACUCCAACAACAAGGUACAAAUCUAUAGCAGUUUUAGUAAAGAUCUGGUAGAAUCUGACAUAGAGAUCUCAGAUGGUGUCUGGCACACCUUAUCAUGGAGAAGAGAGAAAUCAGUUUUUGUUGUUAGUUUAGAAGGAACCAAUCUGUUUCUUGAUGCACAGUUUAACCCAUCUGACACGAGUUUAAACAGUACAAUGUACAUUUAUAUAGGAGCUAGGCCAGUUAAUCCAGGCAAUGCUUCAACUCUAGUGGGCUACUUUAAAGGAUGUCUGGGUACAAUCUCCUUCAACAACCAGCCCCUGCUUUAUGCUGUGGAUGGCAUCUCCCCUGGUGCUGUGGUCAGUGCCACCAAUACACUUGUUGGUUGUACGGGUGACAGUGUGUGUCUCAUCAACCCCUGUCCAGCCAAUUCCUACUGUGUGGAUCAAUGGAACAGCUUCCAGUGCCCGUGUUUGGCAGGAUGGGAAGGCUCAAACUGUAGCACCAGCUCUGAUGAUUGUGUCAACCCAAACUGUAGCACCAGCUCUGAUGAUUGUGUCAACAAUUCCUGCCAGAAUGGUGGGCUGUGCAUUGACCAACACCUGUCCUACUCAUGUCAGUGCAGCGACAACUGGACUGGUCAGUUCUGUGAGACGCCGGUCCAAGCCUGCAACCAUAGCAUGUGUGUGACCAAUCAGACGUCAUCUUGUGUGUCUCUUAAUGCCUGGGACUUUUUCUGUGACUGUUUACCUGGCUAUACAGGGAGAUUUUGUGAGCAGCAAUUUAACAACUGCAGUUCUUUCCCUUGUCUUAAUAAUGGGACUUGUGUGGACUCACUCAAUAAUUAUACCUGUAGAUGCAUGAAUGGAUACUCCGGCCCACAGUGUGAGUUCAAGGAUUACUGUAUACCCCAGCCAUGUUUUAAUGGCGGCACAUGCUACUCUAAGACAGCCUUUUCAGAUGUCACAUCAAGCACCAGUUUAACAAACUUUACAUGUCAGUGUGUCAACGGAUAUUUUGGUUUGCAGUGUCAAAGCUACAAUUAUUGUCUACAAAAUAAAUGUCUAAACAAUGGAUCUUGUUUACUUGAAAUAGAUACGUUCACAUGUAACUGUUCUACAGGUUACUAUGGUGCUAACUGCCAGUUUGUUGAUUACUGUGCAUCAAGUCCAUGCUUACAUUCAGGCCAAUGUCGUAACACACAGGAAUCUUUUGUUUGCUUAUGUCCAUCCUUGUAUACUGGAACAACAUGUGAAGUACCUGUGAAUCAGUGCACAACAAACACCUGUUUUAAUGGAGGCACCUGCAUGUUGGAUAGCACACCUGCAUCAAGUAGCAGCUCCAUCUGUGUGUGUCCUGUGAACUACACAGGUAAACAAUGUGAAACUUUUGUCAACCCAUGCCAGUCUCAGCCGUGUGCCAACAGUGGAACGUGUAGCCUGACUGCGCUUGGCUUCACCUGCACAUGUAGCCCAGGAUUUACUGGCAGCUUGUGUCAGGCUAACAUAGAUGAGUGUAGCACACGACCGUGCCAAAAUGGUGGAUCAUGUCUUGAUAAGGUCAACAGUUACGCUUGUAGCUGUACUGCUGGAUUUACUGGUGAGAGUUGUGAGGUGGACAUGAGAGGCUGCACAUCAAACCCCUGCCUGAACCAUGCCCAGUGUUUAGGGAGUGGGGCCAAUUUCACCUGUCUGUGUCUACCAGGAUAUACAGGAAUGUUGUGUGGGGAGAACAUCAAUGAUUGCUCCAGUAAUCCAUGUAAAAAUGGAGGCAGCUGUGUUGAUGGGGUCAACUCCUACAGGUGCUUGUGUUCCCCAGGUUUCACUAGCUCUGACUGUACAGUGUUGACAGACCCAUGCUACAGCCAGCCAUGUUUUAACCAAGGUGUCUGCACAUACAGAGGUCUGUGUAGCUGUCCAGAUGUCAACAGCCCUUGUGAAUGGUUCAAUCAAACUUGUCAAACACAGAGAUGCAUUCAGAGAGAAAACUGCUCUCUUGUUUCCCCUUCAUACUUAUGUAACUGUACAGGAACAGGUUACACAGGCCUGCAGUGUGCAGAUGAUCUGGAUGAAUGCCAACAGAAUCCCUGCCAACAUGAGGGGACAUGUCUGAAUUCAGUUGGCAGUUUUUCUUGUAACUGUGCUGGCACUGGUUACCAUGGGAGCUUAUGUCAAACAGAUGAUGAUGAAUGUCAAGGACAAAAUAAAUGUUAUAAUGGAGGCACCUGUGUAAACACAGAUGGCUCCUACAAGUGUCAAUGUCCAGUAGCCUGGACAGGAGCUGAGUGUGGGCAGAACAAAGAUGACUGUCAGCUUCAGCCAUGCAGCAAUGCUGGGGUGUGUAUAGAUCGAGUUGGAGGCUAUUCUUGUGAUUGUACAGGAACAGGUUUCACAGGUGCCAACUGUACAGAGAACAUUGAUGACUGUGUCAACAACAGGUGUGUUAAUGGCAGGUGUGUUGAUGGUGUCAGACAAUACACAUGUGUCUGUAAUGGAACAGGCUACACAGGCACUUUCUGUGAGACCAAACUAAACAGCUGCAGUUCUACAUUUUGUUCCAACAAUGGAGUUUGUCUGGAUGUGAGCGGUGUCUUGUCCUGCAACUGCAGCAGCACCGGCUACACUGGUCAGUUCUGUCAGACAGAUGUGGAUGAGUGCUCCAACCAAACACACGGCUGCCAUCUAGCCUCACAGUGUGUCAACAUCCCAGGUGGCUACUACUGUCACUGUGGGAAUGACAGCACAGGUAAACUUUUAGGUGGCUACUACUGUCACUGUGGGAAUGACAGCACAGGUAAACUUUUAGGUGGCUACUACUGUCACUGUGGGAAUGACAGCACAGGUAAACUUUUAGGUGGCUACUACUGUCACUGUGGGAAUGACAGCACAGGUAAACUUUUAGGUGGCUACUACUGUCACUGUGGGAAUGACAGCACAGGUAAACUUUUAGGUGGCUACUACUGUCACUGUGGGAAUGACAGCACAGGUAAACUUUUAGGUGGCUACUACUGUCACUGUGGGAAUGACAGCACAGGUAAACUUUUAGGUGGCUACUACUGUCACUGUGGGAAUGACAGCACAGGUAAACUUUUAGGUGGCUACUACUGUCACUGUGGGAAUGACAGCACAGGUAAACUUUUAGGUGGCUACUACUGUCACUGUGGGAAUGACAGCACAGGUAAACUUUUAGGUGGCUACUACUGUCACUGUGGGAAUGACAGCACAGGUAAACUUUUAGGUGGCUACUACUGUCACUGUGGGAAUGACAGCACAGGUCAGCACUGUGAAACAUUACUUCCUCAAACUGUGACGACCUCUGAUCUAAGUGAGGGAGGCUUGGCGGCCAUUCUUAUUCUUAUUAUUGCUAUUAUCAUUCUCAUCAUACUUCUGACGGUCUGGCAGUUGAAGAGGAGGAAGAAGACACAUGGCAUCUACAAGCCAGCAGAAGUGGAGGGGCAGGUCAGAAAUGGGAGCAUCGCUUUAAACAAAUUUUCUGACAGAAGAGAGUUACUUAUAUGAAUGAGUGUUAGACAGGUGUUUACAUUUGUGGCUCCUACACUUAUUUUACUUUCUCUUGAAUAAGAACAUUAAGAUGUGUGUAUAGAAUGGCAGGCAUAUGAUCACUGUUACAAAAAGAGCAACUUAAAAACUAUCAUUAGGUUUCUA